This is a messenger RNA of Helianthus annuus (common sunflower), 1851 nucleotides long. RefSeq lists its product as uncharacterized. Lineage: Eukaryota; Viridiplantae; Streptophyta; Magnoliopsida; Asterales; Asteraceae. The transcript has a single exon. The coding region runs from base 1 to 1851 and encodes 616 amino acids. The record is from RefSeq and is a predicted model, not a curated record.
AUGCAUAGGGAGAAGUUAACAAAGUGUCUUGAAGAUUUAAAGAGACAAGAAAGACUCGACAGCCUCAGGGCUAGACUUUCUUUUGACACACCUUCCAGCCAAGUAGGAACAGACCUUCAAAAUAAGAACAACAACGGUGACCCGCUGGAAACAUUUAUGACUGCUCUCAGGCAAAUGUCCUCAGAAGAAAGGGAGAAUCUUAACAUAGGACAGAAGUCGAAGGAGAAGGGGAAGGAAAAAGACAACCUUGGUGAUAAUGGCCUAGAUCAGCCCUAUCUACCACGAGACCUAGCCGAGGUCUCAAAGUUCACACGAAGAAUUGCAGAAGCACCUAUGCCCCCCAAGACAAAGUUACCCCCAGGCUUUGACCGUUAUGACGGAACAAGAGACCCCGAGGAUUAUCUGCAUGCCUUCCGGGGAGCGGGACAACUGGGGCGGUGGCCUAUGCCUGUAUGGUGUCACAUGUUCGUACAAACACUGACGGAGGGGGCCCGGCUUUGGUUUGACAGCCUUCCUCCGGGGGGAAUAGAUAGCUAUGAAGAGUUAAGCGAGAAGUUCCUUAGGAAUUUUGGCCAACAGAGAAAAGUGGUCAAAAAUCCAAAUGAGAUCCUCCAUAUAAGGCAGAGGGACAAUGAACGAAUAGACCAGUAUAUGGAGCGGUUCGUCAAGGAAAGAAUGAACAUCAAAGACGUCCCGGAGGUCAUGAAGAUCAGUAGCUUCAUAAACGGGCUGAAGCACGCACAGCUGUGUGAAAAACUGGGGGAGGAGUUUCCCCACUCAUUUGACAACCUCAUGGACAGGGUCAGGGCCUUUGUCAGAGGGAAAGACACGGUCAGCAAAGCUAAGGAGACGGAUGUCACACCUCGGAGGGUCACCCCAGCCACAAGGCUCCCUGAUAAAGGUACACCUUACUCCCGAAAACCCGCUUUUGAUAGAAUGUUGCAUGACAGAACGAGGCCCUCAUACUCCCCGUAUAGACCCCGAGGGAGGGGUCCCCCUCCUUACUCCGAUAGCUUCAUCCCCCUCACCAAGACCCCAAGUGAGAUACUGGCCACCGAGAGGGUAAAGAACUCCUUCCCAAGGCCACCACCCAUAAAACCUGGGCCGAAGGCACAACCAAACGAGUAUUGUGAUUUUCAUAAAGGUUUUGGGCAUAAAAUUGAUGACUGUAUGUAUCUGAAAAGAGAGAUAGAGGCCGCAGUAAAAACAGGAAGGCUUGCCCACUUAGUCAAGGAAAUCAAGGAGGGGGGAGGGGACCGCAAGGGAAGAGAUGCAAGGGAGCCGGGGAGGGCAGAUGUUGAUAUGAUUAGAAGGAGGAUCCUAGGCUCCCCAGACUGCAUGAAAGCUCCCAUCCUCAUGCCACACCUGGAAGAAAAUGAAGUGCAAUGGCUACCCCUAAACAUCUCAGUCAUAAUAGCCGGUCACAAAGUAUCCCGAAUACAUGUGGAUGGGGGGUCCGGUGUCGAGGUAAUAUAUGAGCAUUGCUUCCUUAGAUUCGACAGAGAUGUGAGAGAUCGGCUGGAAGAACAUUCCAUCCCCUUGGUGGGGUUCAACAACAGUAUAUCACACCCCCUGGGAAAGAUCAGGCUCCCGUUCACAGUCAGGGUAAGGGACCGGGUCCGAACGAUAAACUUGACCUUCACAGUAGUCCGGGCACCCUCAAAGUACAACGCGAUUUUAGGAAGACCUGGGAUUGGAGACUUACAGGCACAGGCAUCCACCCCCCAUGGAGCUCUAGUAUUUCAGACACCGAAGGGCUUAGCCUGGGUUAAAUCCGCUUACGAGGUAAUUUCUUCUGUAUCCAAAGAGGAAGCAACUGAGAAGCCCCAGAAAAAGGGAGUAGAAGAAUAG